Molecule: messenger RNA, 1089 nt
Organism: Dissoconium aciculare CBS 342.82
Lineage: Eukaryota; Fungi; Ascomycota; Dothideomycetes; Mycosphaerellales; Dissoconiaceae
Exons: 2
Coding region: 1-1089 (362 amino acids)
Source: RefSeq, a predicted model, not a curated record
AUGGCUGGCGGCGUGCGUUCGAAAUCUAAUCAAAAUGUGCGCUCGAAGACGAGCUCGACGAAAAAGUCGAGUAAUGCUACCACGCAGAAACCCAGCGAGGCGUCUGUCGUCGAUAUUCCGGCAUAUGUGCAACAGGCCGCGUUGAAUAUCUUCCGCGAUCAUCUGCAUCCGACCGACGAGGAUGUCCAGCUGCUCCAAGAAAUCAAGACGCAUCUUUUCAAUCGAGACUUCGCGACUACCUUCUCCAAACAGGAGUAUCUGCGCGUCUAUGCUUCUCGUUGGAGCCCGAGCCGUGCCCUAGGGUAUCUAGAAAUCUUUUCAGAAAUAGCAGCUCAUGUUCAGGUACCUUCAACAGGUGGCGAAGAUGGCGAAAGGAUCAGUACCAAGAUUGUUUGCCUCGGUGGCGGAGCAGGCGCAGAGAUCGUAGGCCUUGGAGCGUGGCUCAGCCUAAGUCCUCCUGGUGAUCUCUACGCACAAAAGUUCGAGGCGCACUUCAUUGAUAUCGCUGCAUGGGGCGAGGUGAUCAAUGCAUUGCACAAAGGCAUUGUGGAGCCGCCGCCUCUCUCAAAGUAUGCUUCUGCGGCCGUGAGAGAGUCGAAUGCCGCUCUGCUCCUUGGAGAUGUCUUCUCCUCGAGCUUUUCUCAAUUUGAUGUGCUAUCUACUUCGGACGGCCCCUUCGCCGCUCAGAUUCAGAACGCAGACCUGGUCACUCUGAUGUUCACUCUGAAUGAACUAUAUACGUGCUCGAUUUCGAAGACGCAGUCACUGCUUGUCCAGCUGACAAAGAACAUGCGCACUGGCACACAUCUCCUUGUUGUGGACAGUCCCGGAAGCUAUUCUACCGUUUCCAUAAACGGGGCAGAGAAGAAGUAUCCCAUGCAAUGGCUUUUGGACCAUACUUUGCUGGACAGCGAGCCGCACAAGCGAGGGUCAGAUGUCUUGCCCAAAUGGUCCAAGGUCUUAUCAGAAGAAUCUAGAUGGUUUAGAUUGCCGCCGGGUCUGGAAUAUCCAAUACCUCUAGAGCACAUGCGUUACCAAAUACAUAUGUACAAGAGAAACCAAGACCAAGGAGAAGAAGUCGUUACAUGA